Molecule: messenger RNA, 1465 nt
Organism: Phalaenopsis equestris
Lineage: Eukaryota; Viridiplantae; Streptophyta; Magnoliopsida; Asparagales; Orchidaceae
Product: anthocyanidin 3-O-glucosyltransferase-like
Exons: 2
Coding region: 128-1390 (420 amino acids)
Molecular function (GO): UDP-glycosyltransferase activity
Source: RefSeq, a predicted model, not a curated record
CCAGAUAAAGUCAUGCAGCCAGCACCUACAAAAGCUGCCGUUUCCUUGUCCACCUCACCCCAAUCAGUUCGUCUCCUUUACCAUCCAGCCACCAUCAUUCAAACCCUAAUCUCUCUCUCUCUUCCCAAUGGCCAACAUCGAUAACUCCACCGCCGCUCGCCCCCUCCACAUCCUAAUGUUUCCUUUCGUCGCUUUCGGCCACAUCAGCCCAUUCCUCCAACUUUCCCGCAAGCUCUCCUCCUCCUCCGCCGCCGAAAUGCGCACCGCCGACCUCCCUCCCCACACCGCCGAACUCCUCAAGCUCGCCGUCGACAACAUGCAGCCCCAAGUCGCCGCUCUCCUUGCCGACCUCCGUCCCCAACUCCUCUUCUUCGACUUCGCCCAGCCGUGGAUCCCCUCCAUCGCCCACCCCCUCGGCAUCAAGACUCUGUUUUUCUCUGUUUUCUCGGCCGCCGCCACCGCCUACCUCACCGUCCCUGCCCGCCGCAAUGCCGAGGAGCUAGCCCACCCGCCGACCGGCUUCCCCACCUCCACCGCCCUGUCAGCCGGCGUACCUGCGUACCAAGCCGCCGACUUCUCCUACAUAUUCCGGAGCUUCGGUGAGGCCGGCGAGCUCUCCGUCUACGAUCGCGUGCUCGCCGGCCUCACCGGCUGGUCAGCCCUUUUUCUCAACAUGGAAAUGGAAUCCCCCUACAUCCAUUACAUCGAAUCACAGCUCUCCAAACCCAUCCUCCUCGCCGGCCCGGUCGUUCCCGAAUCCCCCGGCGGUUCGCUCGGCCCCGAGUGGACCGAUUUCCUCGACCGGUUUUCCGGCGGCUCGGUUGUCUUCUGCUCCUUCGGCAGCGAGACGGCGCUUAGCGAGGAUGGGGUGAAGGAGCUUCUCCUCGGGCUGGAGAUGGCCCGAAAACCAUUUUUGGCGGUAUUGAAGCAGGGCCCCGCCGGCCGGGGAAUCUUCGGCGGAGGCGGAGGCGGAGGCGGCGGCGGCGAGAGGUUGGUGAGGGAAGGGUGGGCCCCGCAGCAGCUGAUACUCGGGCACAGGAACGUGGGAUGCUUCGUGUGCCACGCGGGGAUGAGCUCAUUGGUGGAGGCGGUGGUGGGGGGAUGCAGGGUGGUGAUGUUGCCGCAGAGGGGAGAUCAGUACUUGAAUGCGAGACUGUUCGCAGGGGAUUUGGGAGUAGGGGUGGAGGUGGAGAGGGAAGAAGACGGCGGUUUCAGGAAGGAGGCGGUGAGGGAUGCGGUGGUUAGGGUAAUGGAGGAGAAGGGGGAGGAGGGGAGGGAGAGGUUUGAUAAAUGGAGAAGCUUUUUCAUGAAUGGCGAGGCGCAAGAGAGGUUCUUAGGGGAGUUUGUGGGGAAGUUGAAGGACUUGGCUUAUGAUAAAUUGUCCAAGUGAGAUUUUUCUUGGCUUUUUGAGGAGUAGGAUGUGCUAUCUAGAAGAUCUUCUUUGGGUUGUAAUCCAAUAAAUGUA